Molecule: messenger RNA, 2010 nt
Organism: Protomyces lactucae-debilis
Lineage: Eukaryota; Fungi; Ascomycota; Taphrinomycetes; Taphrinales; Protomycetaceae
Exons: 2
Coding region: 329-1966 (545 amino acids)
Cellular component (GO): FACT complex; nucleus
Molecular function (GO): histone binding; DNA binding; nucleosome binding
Source: RefSeq, a predicted model, not a curated record
GCUGGAGCGCAAGUGGCUCGACUUGAUGCCCAGCACAAAGGAGAUGGCAUCCAUAAGAUUCGACUUGCCGGCACCAUUUGGACCGCAGAUACUGGAGAAGCUGCGAAAGGGUCCGAUAGUCUGAUGUCCCUUGUAUGACUUGAAGUCACAGAGCUCUAUCUGGACGAGUCUGCCCAUUGCUGGCUUCUCUUUGUAGCUGACCUAGUCUGGUCUCUUGUCUGGUCGCGUCUUUGGGAGUCGAGGAAAGAGAAACGCGAAUUUGUCCAAGACUCAACCAGCGCAACAUCUAGACACCGACAAGGGCCUAGACAAGCAGAGGCAAGCAGGCAUGUCCAAGGUCACUCAGUUCGACGACAUCCACCUCAACCUCGGCGACAAGCCAGGUAAGCUGCGUCUCGCAGAAUCAGGCCUCGGCUGGAAAUCACCAGCAAGCACGACACCCUUCACCCUCCCUACCAGCGACAUCAAGCAUGCAGACUGGGUCAAGGCGAGCCGUGGGUACAUGCUCAAGAUCACAACACGCCAAGGGGAUGCCGUGACGCUUGACAAUUUCAGGGAAGACGACGUGGAAGCCCUCUCGAGCAGCAUCCAGGAAAAGUUCAAGCUGGAGCUGCAUCGCAAGGAGCAUGCCCUCAAGGGAUGGAAUUGGGGCAAGACAGACAUCACGGGCAGUGACCUGUCCUUCAUUGUGAAUGGCAAAAAUGCGUUUGAUCUACCACUCAAGCAUAUUGCCAACACCAAUCUUACAGGCAAGGCAGAAGUGUCUAUCGAAUUUGGCCUACCUGGUGAAGCAGAUGAGAGCAAUAAAGAUGCAAAGCGCGAGGCCCGACUCGUCGACCAAAUGGUGGAGAUUCGCUUCUUCGUGCCAGGUCAAGCGGAUAAAGGCGACGAUGCAGGCAGUGACAAGGAAGGCGAAGCGGACCCUGUCGAAGAAGUGUCCAAUGCACAAGUCUUUUACGAUACACUCAAAGAUCGUGCCGAUGUCGGCGAAACGGCCGGUGAUGCUAUUGCUUCCUUCUCCGAUGUUGUCUGUAUCGUUCCUCGUGGACGUUAUGAGAUUGACAUGUUUGCCUCGUCUUUGCGAUUGCGUGGCAAGACAUACGAUUACAAGGUCCAGUACAGUGCCAUUGUCAACUUGUUCCUGCUCCCAAAGAAUGACGAGGCCAAUGUGCUCUUCAUUGUUGGACUUGAUCCACCACUUCGGCAGGGCCAAACGCGCUACCCGUUCCUAUGCUUGCAAUUCGCUCGCGAGGAGGAGAUGGAGGUCGAGCUCAACUUGGAUGACGCAGAAUACGAACAAAAGUACAAGGAUAAGCUCAAGAAGGCCUACGAUCAACCCACCCACCAAGUUGUUUCUCAAAUCUUCAAGGGAUUGAGUGGCAGGCGCGUGACGGUGCCCUCCAGCUUCAAAUCCUACCAUGGCCUCGCAUGCAUCAAAUGCAACCAUCGCGCUAACGAAGGCGCACUCUACCUUCUUGACAAGUGUGUCUUGUUCGUUACCAAGCCGACACUCUUUGUGCCCUUCAACGAUGUGCGUUCCGUCAUCUUUUCGCGCGUGGGCGGCAGCAUGAAUACAUCCAAGACCUUUGAUGUGACAUUCACAAGCCGGACGGGUCAAGCGGAUCAGCAAUUCACCAGCAUCAAUCGCGAAGAACAGUCCACCCUCGAGGAAUUCUUGACAGGUAAGGGACUACGCAUCAAGAAUGACUUGCAAGACGAUUCGGCUGCCUUGUUGUCCGCAGCACUAGCAGAAGAGGCGGAUAUGGAUGACGAUGACGUACCAGCGAUUCGAGGCGAGUCUGGUGGCGAGGAUGAUGAGUCUCCUGAUGAGGACUUUGAGAUGGACUCGAACGAGAGUGACAUUGCAGAAGAAUUUGACUCAGAUGUACAGCAAGAUAGUGGCGAUGAUGAGGAAGGUGGCAGUGAAGCAAAACCGCAAAAGAAGAAGCGGAAGACUGAGGCGUAGCGUCGAGGCUUUAACCAUUCCAUAUAUAUUCUAUGCGUUGAGAA